Molecule: messenger RNA, 2097 nt
Organism: Taeniopygia guttata (zebra finch)
Lineage: Eukaryota; Metazoa; Chordata; Aves; Passeriformes; Estrildidae
Biological process (GO): SCF-dependent proteasomal ubiquitin-dependent protein catabolic process
Cellular component (GO): SCF ubiquitin ligase complex
Source: RefSeq, a predicted model, not a curated record
AUUUUGAUGGACUGCGGUUUGAUGGCACAAUUAAAGCCGUCCCUUCUCACCCUAUCCCUUCUCCCUGGCGGUUCCACCCUCCCGUGGAGAACCACGAGGUCUGUCCCGGUGGGAUUUCGCUCUUUUCCCCUCGGGAUUUCAUUCCAGGUGCGGCGCUAGGACCCGGCGCUGGAGCCUGCGCCCUGCUCGGCAGCACCGCGGCACCGCAGCCCCCGCAGCCGCCUCCCUCCUUCCCUCCCUCCUUCCUUCCCUGCCGACCCUUCGGGAUCAUCCCGCCGCAUUCCCGGUCCUUUCCGCCCUGGGAUCGCCGCUCCGGAGCCGCAGCAAGUCCCGGACACGCCGAGGAUGCAGCGGGAGGAAAACCCAAAAAUUCUGCAGUGGAACAGCCCUGGAAGGUCCCUCCUGAUGGAAAUUUGGGAAUUCUGGAAUUCCCUGAGCAGUUUGGAGUCAGUGAUGGCAGCAACACACCUCACACAGGGAUGCCCCGGCGGCCGGCAGUGCCCACGCUGACCACGCUGUGCCUGCAGAACCUGGCCCAGCACAUGCAGAGCCUCUGGGCCAAGGACUACAGUGACAACUACCUGGACGAGUACGAGUUCCGCUUCCUCGUGGGGCCCUUCAACGACCUGGCCUGCGGGCUGGUGCAGGAGCUGCUGCAGCUGCUGGGGAGGAGCCGGCGGCUGUCGCGGGCAGCGCUGCAUCUGCUGCUGCUGCCACACCUGCAGCAGCUCAGCCUGCAGCCCUGCCCCACCCUCGCCAACAACGCCCUGGGGCACCUCAUCGUGCUGCGCUGCCAGGGCCUGAGCGUGCUGGAGCUGAGCGGCUGCGGGCGGCUGUCCCCGGCCGUGCUGGUGGACCUGGCCGAGGGGCUGCCCCGCCUGAUCCGCCUGGGGCUGGCCCACACCCAGACCAACAUCCAGGUGCUGUCAGCCGUGGGCUCCUGCUGCCGCCGCCUGCGGGAGCUCGACGUGUCCGGCUGCAAGAAGGUGACACCGCGCGCCCUCCGCCACUUGGGCUACGACCCCGUGGAACGGCGCCCCGGCUGUCCUGCGCUCCGUGUCCUGCUGGCCCGUGAGCUGGAGGGGGACGCGGUGACAGCCGUGGCCUUCCUGCUGCUGGCCCUGCCGCGCCUGGAGGUGCUGGCACACGGCGCCGUGCCCGACGCGCUGCGGCUGCUGCGCUCGGGGCGGUUGGGUGGCACCGAGGACUCGGAGGGUUUCCCCUCGCUGGAGGAGCUGGCACGGAGCAGGGGGGAUUCAGCAGAGGAAACCCCGCUGAUGUUGGCACUGAGGCAGCUGGAGGAGGUGGAGGAGGACGCCCUGAGCACCGUCCACGCUGUGUGUCCCCAAGCUGAGGAGCUCAGCGUGUGGCUGGGGGACAGUCCCAACCCCUCGGGGCUCCGGGAGCUGUCGGGAUGGAAGUGCCUGUCCCGCCUGACGCUGGGCUGCUCCGGGCGGCACAGCCGGGCGCUGGCAGAGCUGCUGCCCCUGGCACAGGGUCUGGGCAGCCGCCUGCGCGUCCUGACCCUGCACAGCUUCAUCUGCCAGGACCCGCUGUCGCUGCCCGCCCUGCUCACCAGCUGCCCCAGCCUGCAGAGCUUCAGCGCCGAGCUGGAAGUGCCACCAGACCCCCAUGAGGAGCCCCCCGAGGAGGAGCCGCCACGCUGGGCCACCGACCUGCUGCCACAGAGGCUACCCCGUCUCCAGAGCUUCUCGCUGAGCCUGACCAGCCCUGUGCCAGCCACACACAGGCCGGUGCUCAGCUCCACGCUGGCAUCGCUGCUGUGCCAGGCGCCGCGGCUGCAGAUCCUGCGCCUGCUGGCCGUGCCCUUCCCGCUGGACUCGGUGCUGGAGCCGGCGCUGGCGGGGCUGCAGGAGCUGCAGGAGCUGGUGCUGGCCCAGAGCCGCGUGUCCCCUGGCACCGUGUGGCAGCUGCUGGGCUCCGACGGGCCCCUGCGCCGCCUGGACCUGUCCCGCUGCCCCGACAUCCACCGGCGCGACUACGACGGGUUCCUGCAGGCCGUGAGGAAGCAGCGCCUGGAGCUGGACAUCACCUGGGAGUAGCACCGGGGUUUUUAAUAAAAUCAUCACCAUCACA